UCUCGACGGAAGGGACCGAAGCAGCGGAAAUGCGCCUCACUGCACAGGCGCAGUUGCGUCCUCUGGCUCCGGGCCCAACAAAAUCCGUUCCAGAGAUUGUGAUCGCCCAGGGACCUGGCCCUCGGCCACGCCCCCUCGCGGCCAGAGACCAAUGGGAGAGGGAUCUACUGGUUGCUAAGGGAACCCCCUAGCGGCAAGAUGGCUGCGGCCGGAGAAGAGACCCCAAGCUCCAGCGGGCCGCGCCAGGACCCGCCGAGGCGGCCGCCGCGGGACGGUUUUGGUGUCUACGUAUACCCAAAUUCUUUCUUCCGAUACGAAGGAGAGUGGAAAGGAGGGAAGAAGCAUGGUCGCGGGAAGUUGCUGUUUAAAGAUGGAAGUUAUUACGAAGGAGAGUUUGUGGACGGGGAGAUCAUGGGAGAAGGCUGCCGGCACUGGGCCUGCUCAGGAAACACCUACUCCGGACAGUUUGUUCUGGGAGAGCCUCAAGGACGCGGCGUCAUGAAGUACAAAGCCGGCGGAUAUUACGAAGGGGAGGUCGCCCACGGCGUGCGGGAAGGGCAGGGGUUCCUGGUGGACCAGGCCGGACAGGUGUACCAGGGGUCGUUCCACGGCAACAGAAGGCACGGCCGCGGGCAGAUGCUCUUCCAGAACGGUGACAAGUACGACGGCGACUGGGUCCGGGACCAGCGUCAGGGACACGGGGUGCUGUGCCGUGCAGACGGCUCCGUCUAUGAGGGACAGUGGCACAGUGACGUCUUCAGUGGACUGGGCAGCAUGGCCUACUGCUCGGGGGUCGUCUACCGCGGGCUGUGGAUCAACGGCCACCCGGCAGCACAAGCCACCAGGAUGGUGAUUCUGGGCCCAGAGGUGAUGGAAGUGGCCCAAGGGUCCUGCUUCACGCUGAGCGUCCAGCUGCAGCAGGACAGCGGGGAGGUCGCCAACGGCGAGGACGGCCGGGUGCUGCAGCUCUCAGCGGGCGUCAGGCGCGUGCAGCUGCCGGCCUACUCCGAGGUCAGCUUCUUCAAGGUGGACGAGGACAGCCAGGAGACGCCCAUUCAGACCCCGCUCGGCCUCGAGUGCAUCCCCUACCCCCUGUCUGUGGGGACGCCGGAGCCCGCAGCUGCCCUGGAAGGUGCUGGGGCCGACUCGCCCCUCCCCCGGGAAGACCUGGAGCCAGCGCUGGAUUCCGGUGCCUUCUGUGGCCAGGGUGACGCCCUCGACAGCCAAGCCGCCGGGGCCCAAGCGCCCUGCCGUCCCGGGACCUGCCAGCAGCGAGUGAAGCAAGGCUGCGCAGAGUUCACCGACAUCUUCCUGGGCCCGCCCCCUCCCGGGUGCCGCCCCUUCCUGUCCCUGGACAGCCUCCACCAGAAGGCAGGUGCAGAGAUGUCCCUGGGGGGACGACGCCCUCAGAAAAGGAGCCACCAGGAGGCAGCAGGCCCCUCGGGACGGCGUCAGCAGCAGAGCCGGAGGCCGCGCUCCCAGCUCUCCAGACAGUUUACAGACUGUGAAAGGAAAAUCACUUUUCCUUCCCUCCCGAGAGGCCGCAGGGCCGCCCCGGCUCCACCCGGAGAGCCCUGCCCGCCCCUUCCCCACGGCCGGCCUGCGGGGGCUUCGGCCCCACACCCGGCCACACCAGGCCUUCAGGGGCUUAGUUCUUUUAAAAAAAAAAACAAUUUGAAAGAAAUGAAUUAUUUUUCUCCUAAAAAGGUAGGAAAGUGUCUGCAAAAAGAACCCAGCCACACGGCUCGGGGGCCUGGGAGCAAGUGGCCGUGCGGCCGACCUGUCCCACACCACAGCCCGGCUCUGCCUCAGAGACACCCGCGUCCAGGGCUGGUCCCUGGCCUGAGGUCAGAGGUGGCUCCCUUCACCUGAAACCCAUUUACUCACCUACGCUGACUACGCGCCCCUCACCCAGCACGGCCGCCGCAGUGGGGCCGGGCACAGAGCUGAGGCCGUGGCCACCGGGAGGCCAAGGCCCAGCCCCGCGUGUCUGUUGCAGGGGAGUACGUGGUCCUGGUCCAUGACGUGACCGCCCCUCCCUUCCCGGGCCACACGCUGCCCGCCGCCUGCAAGCACCUGCGGGUGUUGGCG
This is a messenger RNA of Microcebus murinus (gray mouse lemur), 2091 nucleotides long. NCBI's taxonomy places the organism in Eukaryota, Metazoa, Chordata, Mammalia, Primates, Cheirogaleidae. The record is from RefSeq and is a predicted model, not a curated record.